Temnothorax curvispinosus is the source of this 2171-nucleotide messenger RNA. RefSeq names its product HEAT repeat-containing protein 3. The transcript is spliced from 6 exons. The record is from RefSeq and is a predicted model, not a curated record. Lineage: Eukaryota; Metazoa; Arthropoda; Insecta; Hymenoptera; Formicidae. The coding region runs from base 132 to 2069 and encodes 645 amino acids. Gene Ontology annotation, biological process: protein import into nucleus; ribosomal large subunit biogenesis.
CAUUUCGAGAUCUUCGAUGAAGCGGAUGAAGUAGUUCGGAUCGGCCGGAUCGGCCAUGUGCUUGAGAUACCCUUGGAUAUAUUUUAUUAUAUUUCACUAUUCUCAAUAAUUAUCUCAACGUAUUCACAGUGAUGGGUAAGCAGAAAAGGCAGCGGCGAAAGCCUCACAAGGAAAAUCCCACUGGAUUACCGUCCGUUCAGGAGCUCGAGCUAAAGGAGGAACUUACGGAGGGAGACAGGGAAAAGAUCUUGCAGGAUGUUUAUGAUGAUGUGAGCAGCGAUAAGAUACAAUCGUGUAACCUCGAAGAAAAGUUAUCUGCCCUGCAAAUAUUGGCGUCAAUGUCUUGCGACUCUUCUAUGGCCACGCAAAUCGCCAAGGAUGGGAUAGCGAAAAUAAUUGGCCCACUAUUGAUGGAUCAUAAUGCCGCUAUACGAACCAACACUGCACAUACUUUGCGGGAAAUUGCUGAAAAUGGUAGAGAGCAAGCGUGCAAUGAUUUGAUUAAAGAUGAUAUUAUAACUCCACUCACCGCCGUACUCAGACAGUACUAUUCGGACUGGAAGCCAAAAAAGGCUGGGGAUGAAAAAGUGACUUUUGUCGAAGCAGUUAGCCUGCUGUGGACAUUAUGCGCGAAUAAUGAAAGCGCGAUCAAGCGAGCUAAUGAGGAAGAUUUGGCCGCACUCUUGUUAAAGUUUUUAGAUAUUGAUAUUUAUGGAACAGAGAUCGUCACGGUCGUUACACGCGCCAUGAUAUGCUUGUCGGACGAGAAUGUUGCUGCCAUUAAUACAAUUAAACAAAGCGAAUCAGUUUUGUUUAAUCUGCUAGAUUUUAAAGCCGAUGAUGCGAAGACUGCUUUCAAAAUAUUGGUCUUGAAAACUUGUGUAGCUGACGUACUGAUCAAUAUCAGUACGUACACGGACACGAACCGGACAGAUGUAUUUCGUAAAGUAUUAUUGGUACUGUCUGACGUACUUGCGAUCGAUCAUAGACAAAUACUGUCUUGCUUAACGUCUAUUUUACCACAUGAAUGCAAUGCUUCUUCGAGCGAUAAAAGGAAAAAGGUACAAGAAAAUAGAGAGAUGUUGGAAAUGCAGGAACAAGCUUUACAGAUUUUUGCAAAUUUAUGUUUUGAAUACCAAGACACGGCACGUGAUUCCGACACCGCGGACUCUGAACCAAUGGAGAUCGAGUCUGAAUGCUUGGGUGCGGACUCGACGACGGAAGAUUUGAAAAUGAUGUCAACGUUUCCAGUGGAACUAGUUGAAGUUAUGAACGCGUGUAACUUGGUUGAUAAAAUUUGGGACAAGACUAAAUUCGUAGUGAAAAAUAGCCAGGAAAUACUGGCUCAAACCGAAGAGGGACGAGCUACGUUGAAGCAAUUUUAUGACAUUCAGGGUGCAGCUUAUUUAUGUAUGAAUAAUUUAUUGCCCAACAUAGAAGUUGAUGCUUUCGGAGGCGUUGCCAUUUUACACAGGAAAUGGAUGGAAAUUAUAGAAGAGUUUGAAGACAUCACUAGAGAGGACGUAUUUAAACGUGUAGAACUUGCGGAAGCGGGUACUGCUGCCAUGAGAGCUAUUCUUCAACGUUUAGUCCAAGUACAAGUGACGGACGUUGAUUUAAAUCACUUACCUACUUCUUGUAACGCAAUCCAGGCGAUGUUAAAUGGCUUGGAUUCAUGUGUCAGUACGACGGUCCGCGUUAAUUUGAUAAGGAUACUCUGUCAUUUAGUACAGCUGUUGAAUAACAAAAAUCCGAAAAAUUACGAAAUGAUCAAGUUCGUUUCCACGUUUUUAUUGGACAGCUCUAAAACUGAAACUCGAGUAUGGGUUUUAGCAGAAUCUAUAGACGCAAUAAUGGAUAUAUUUACAGAGGAUGAGAUUGACCAUAUAGCGGUAGAUAUCAAAUUAGUCCCUAAAUUGCUGUCUAUAAUGCCACAUUUCAAAAACAAGAUGCGUGAGCAGAAGAAACAUUUACAAGAUGGCACGCUUGUAGUCGCGACUGUAAAUGCAAACCUAAUGAGGUUUAUAAAAUAUAAACAGAAGCGAUUAGGACGUGUUAAACAGAAAUGAACAUUGUUAAACACUUGUUUUUAUUCGAUUUCUUCGAAUUACAGAGAUCAUGAACGAAGUUAUUUUUACAAUAAAUGACUUGUAAAUUUUUGAAAAACAAAA